Ochotona curzoniae (black-lipped pika) is the source of this 4506-nucleotide messenger RNA. RefSeq names its product histone-lysine N-methyltransferase SETDB2-like. Lineage: Eukaryota; Metazoa; Chordata; Mammalia; Lagomorpha; Ochotonidae. The transcript is spliced from 12 exons. Gene Ontology annotation, cellular component: nucleus. Bases 447 to 2429 code for a protein of 660 amino acids. The record is from RefSeq and is a predicted model, not a curated record. Gene Ontology annotation, molecular function: zinc ion binding; DNA binding; histone H3K9 methyltransferase activity. Gene Ontology annotation, biological process: negative regulation of gene expression; heterochromatin organization.
AAUCUCUUUUUAAAAAUUAAGCCAUGUUACAAGAAUAUCAUUUUUCCUGUUUUGUCAUUACAGAUAUACAACGUUCUUUCCUGGUUUCCUUACAGAUUUUUCAUUCAUGUGUGGACACAAAAGAUGGAGUUGGCUUUUAUUUUUAAGAAGAUACUGUUGGUGCUCUAUUGCUAUUGAAAAGAUUGUCUUGUGAAGAUGCACGGACUUCUCUUUCAGUUGGACUAGCAGUCAUUUUGGAACAUUGCUGCAGCCAUAGUCUCUAUUUGAAAAUUCAAGUAUCAAAGAAUAUUAGAUUUAAGAUGGUAUAAAAUCAGAUCUUGUCUGAGAAGUGCAGAUUUGGUGAGACCUCAGUUGCAGUCCAGCUGUAUUCUCCAGCCAGAGUGAUUCACUACCAUUCAGUCCUUUGCUAAACCUAAACUAGAAGACUUAAUAGACGGUGCUGAAAGAUGGGAGAAAAAAACGGUGAUGCAAAAGCUUUCUGGAUGGAGCUGAAAGAUUGUGGAAAAGUGGACUUUAUAUUUGAACAAGUGCAAAAUGUGCUGCAGUCACUGAAACAAAAGAUCAAAGAUGAGUCUGCCACAAAUAAAGAAUACAUCCAAGCAAUGGUCCUAGUGAAUGAAGCAACUCUGAGUAACAAUUUGGCAUUGAUAAAAGGUCAUACACCUGUGAUUCAUAAUGAAAAGAAAAACGAACAGCAAACCUUUCCUUCUUCGUCCUACGGAAACUCCUUUCCAGAAGACUCUACAGUUCUAUCUACAGAGAACAAAGAAAUUCUUCCUCUGGAAAAUAAAAUUGUGAACUUGAAUACAAGAACACCGUCUUUGAAUUUGUCUUACCAAAGUCAUCAUUGCUCUGGUGCCUGUCUGAUGAAAAUGUCAACCUUCAAGGGGGGAAACCCUCUGCAGCUCCCAAUCAAAUGUCACUUCCAAAGGUUCCAUGCGAAGACAAACUCGCGUUCAGCAGUACUCCACGUGAGUUACAAAGCUCCUUGUGGAAGGAGUCUGCGAAACAUGGAGGAAGUUUAUCGUUACCUGCUUGAGACAGAGUGUAACUUUUUAUUUCCAGAUAACUUUUCUUUCAAUACCUAUGUUCAGUUGACUCGGAAUUACCCAAAGCAAGAAGCAAUUGUGUCUGAUGUGGAUAUUAGCAAUGGAGUGGAGUCAGUACCCAUUUCUUUCUGUAACGAAAUUGACAGUAGAAAGCUUCCACAGUUUAAGUACAGAAAGACUAUGUGGCCACGAACUUAUUAUCUGAACAGCUUUUCCAACAUGUUUACUGAUGCAUGUGACUGUUCUGAGGGCUGCAUAGACAUAACAAAAUGUGCUUGUCUUCAGCUGACAGCAAGAAAUGCUAAAAUUUGUCAUUUGUCAACUAAUCAAAUAGUGACUGGAUAUAAAUAUAAAAGACUACAGAGACAAGUACCUACUGGCAUUUAUGAAUGCAGCCUUCUGUGUAAGUGUAAUCGACAGAUGUGUCAAAACCGAGUUGUCCAGCAUGGUCCUCAACUACGACUGCAGGUUUACAAAACAGAGAAGAAAGGAUGGGGUGUCCGCUGCCUAGAUGACAUUGACAGAGGAACAUUUGUUUGCAUUUACUCAGGAAGACUGCUAAGCAGAGCUAACCCUGAGAAGCCUAAUGCGGAUAAUGAAAAUGAGAAAGAAGAGACUGUUAUGAAAAGUAUGUUAUCAAAAAAGAGGAAAAUAGAAGUUUCCUGUUCAGAUUGUGAGGUUGAAGUUAUUCCAACAGAACUGGAAGCACAUCAUAGAAGGGAGAAUUGUUCACCUAAACUCAGUAAGACUCUCAGCGAGUCUGUUCUGGAAACAAAAUGUAACAUCAUUUCAAGAAUCAAGUACCAUUCAGUUAUCAAAAGCUCUAAAUCUAAGAUAGCCAUUUUUCAACACGAUGAGGAAAAGAUGGGAUUUAUUUCCUUGGAAUCUGACACCUCAGAAGGUGAUGGUGAAUUUAAACCAAAAGAAGAAUAUCUCAACUCAAGAGUCAAGAGAAUGCCAAGGGAGUCAAGUUCAAGCCAUGUUGAAGAUUCUGAAGACAAACAACUAACUGAGUUAGAUGUGAUAAAUAUAGCUAAAUGUAGAGAAGAAACUCCACCACAGGACAAAUGUAUCCAACCAACCACUCUGAAUAACCAAAAUAUUAAAAAAACUCAAACACAGAAGCACCAAAAGAAAAAUUGUACAGCAUGUCAAAAUCGGCAGGUCUUUUGUGAUGAUGAGUUGUCAAGUGAAACCACGAGUACUUCAUCUGAUUCUCCAGCAAAGUCCAAAUCAGAGCAUAUGUUUCUAUUGGAUGCCACAAAGGAAGGAAACGUAGGCCGCUUCCUUAAUGGGAGUCAAAUUACAGGAAUUGAUGGAGUACACACUCUGAUAGCUGCAUCCCUUACUGAUGUUAACCUGCCAGUACUUGCUGGUUAGGAAGCAUCAGUAUGACCCAAGUAGCACGCAUGAGUGUCUCAUGGAUAUGUUACAGCACACAAUUCUUUGGCCUUGGACCAUUGCCCAACUGCAGACCCUCAGUUGACCUUGGUCUUGACCUUUUGCCCACUGCAAAUCUGCUUCCUGCAAAGUUUGACCUGGGUCUCCCGCACCAGCAGUCUGUGACUUCAAGAUUCCAGAGUUUGCCCUGUUCUUCUGUAGCAAGUCACACUUAAUGCUUGCUAAUUGCUUGCAGCCCUGUAACCCUGAUCAGCUAGUGGAAAAGGGGAUUGAGAAGCUGCAGAAGUCAAAGUCUACCCUUACAAGUACUGAACAUUUAACCGCAAAUAAAUUCCCCCUCAGAAUGAUUGGAAUGAUAGCUUGAAUGAAGUUAUCAAAAGUAAUUCUAGUUUUUGUACAGUUACAUAUUUUUGUAUUUAGACUUGAGUUAGUUUCAGGUUAGUUACCUUUCCAACAAAAAUCUGUUCCAAAUUUGGACAUAAUUUUUUAAAAAUAGUAAAUUAGGUGAAAACCUCAAGUUGUUUUAGAGAACAAAAACGAAAUUGUAGCUCUACAAACAGCGUGUAGACAGAUGAUGAUGCUUGAAAAGUCCAUCUACUCCCAGGAACGAUGAAGGACCAUUAGGCAGUGUGCUACGGUAAAAUGAAGAAACUUGGUUUGUGCAGAGGGCUUUGUGCUGUAACAGCCAGCAUCUCCUUGCGAUCUGCCUUCAGAGUCGCUAACAUCCAGAAGCAGGAGGUAUUCUCUCAGUUUCAUCCUCUUAGAUAUUUCCCUGGAAUUCUCUAACUGCUUCAGUCUGGACUGGUUCACAACCAUCAUUUUCCACAAGAUCAGAGUCCCUUUGCCUCAUACCACACUGUUUCCAGUUAAACUCAAUUCAUUCCCAUGGUUUAUUCUCAUGAGUUGGGGAAGCAUGUCCUCCAGUAGCAUUUACAAAGGAAAACUGAAGUAAAUGUUUUUGAGAUUCUGCGUGGUUUAAAAUCUUUGUUUUACCCUUAUAUUUGAUUGCUAUUUUGGCAGAGUACAGAAUUAUGUCUUUUGAAGCAUAUACAUUUUUUCUUUGUCCCAACCUACUGUACCUGGCUGGUAAGGGCCUGUUUUUAUCCUGGUGGGAUCUUUUCAUCUGGAAACUUUUUCCUUCAGGGAAAUAUUCUUGAACUAUAUUUCUCAGUGAUUUUCUCUCCCCGGAAUUCUUGUAUCCAGACCUGCAAGAUUGCCCUAUCUUAAUUCCCAGUCUUUUCCUGCUGUUUUUUUUUUUUUUCUAAGCCGCUUCCUCCUUGAAUUCAGCUGUUGGCAGUUUAUUCUAGUCCCACACGUGUAGUUCCUAAUAGCUGUCUGAGCUUUCUUUUACUUACCAGCAUUCUGUGUUGGGUCCAGGGUUGUGGUAUAUUAGCUCUUUCAAAUAUAUGCGUAUCUGUGCACACGUAUUCACACCCAUGUGUCUUGUUUGUUUUUGCUGCAUCUUGUGUAUCCUGCCAUGUUUCUUGGUUGGUCCUAAAUGCAUGUGUUUUGCCUGUCUUUCACGUAACAGCCUGUCCUCUGCGAGGGCUCUUGGCUGUGUACCUGCAUGAGUGUGGAGAAAAGCUCCUGGCCAGGCUUACCGUGGACUGCUCCAGCUACCUGGCCGAGGAUUCUGCCCUUGCCAGCUUCCUGUGCUUUGUUUUGUUUUGAUUUUGUUGUUGUUGUUUUGGUCAAGGAGUGCUCUUCCGCCCCUCUACCCAGAGGACAGAAGCUUGGGUGCUCUUUACCCCCUCGUGCAGCCACCCCCUCUUGCUUCCCAGCCAGUUCGUAUUUGUCAAGAAUAUCCACGUGGCCCUUUUUAGUCUUAAUAUUGUCUCGCGUUUCUGCUAUCCACAAUCUUUCUGCCUCCAUUCAGAAUCUCCUCAAAGUGCAAGACCUCCACAGAUUCUCAGCAAACGACCAAUGAUAAUGUGAACUUUGUUUUAACUUUAGGUCUCUCUAUAUUUGUUACAUGCACUGAAAACCUCACCUUGUAUGGUGCUCUCCGUACCCCAUGGGUGCUAAAUAAAGUGCUACUGGCAACUGGAUUUGGGGU